Telopea speciosissima is the source of this 1504-nucleotide messenger RNA. Its product is annotated as homeobox-leucine zipper protein ATHB-6-like. Lineage: Eukaryota; Viridiplantae; Streptophyta; Magnoliopsida; Proteales; Proteaceae. The record is from RefSeq and is a predicted model, not a curated record. Gene Ontology annotation, cellular component: nucleus. The transcript is spliced from 3 exons. Gene Ontology annotation, biological process: positive regulation of DNA-templated transcription. Gene Ontology annotation, molecular function: DNA-binding transcription factor activity, RNA polymerase II-specific; sequence-specific DNA binding. Bases 537 to 1469 code for a protein of 310 amino acids.
CUCUCUCUCUCUCUCUCUCUCUCUCUCUCAUUUCUUCUGUAGAAUCCCAAGAGGAUCAAUCAAAGAAUUAGCUUUUGGAAAUCGCUUUGUGUUUAGAUUACAUUGAUUGAGUAACGAUGAGGUGGAGGGCGAGAGAGAAGGGGUUUUCGUAACCUAUUUCUUGAUUGGGUUGGCUUGCUUAUUUGCUUUGUUUUGUUUCUGUGGUGGGUUUUGGCCUCUGGGGGUUCUUUCUUAUUUUCUUUUUCCUUCUGGUUUUGAUGGGUUCAGAAGGGGAAGUACUGAGUAAUGAGACAGACGAGCAAGGCCAGAAGGAUCAGUGCUUGUUCAAAGCCUCAAUCUCUACAAAGUUUGGGGUAUUCAGCUCUUUUUUAAGGCGUGGGAGUAGUCAUUCUUCCAUGGUUUUUAAGUAAAAGAGCUUUGUUUCAGAACCCUUCGAGCUUAAGAAACUGAAAACAAAGUGGACAAAACAAAAACAAAGACAAAUCGCUCUGGUCUAAUACGUUUUUGUUUAGGGUUCUUCAAUUUUUUUUUCAGUCAUGAAGAGACUUGCUAGCUCAGAUUCCUUGGGUGCUAUGAUCUCCGUCUGCCCAUUUACAGAGGAGAAAGACAGCUCCCAUGUUUACCGGAGAGGGUUUCAGUCUAUGCUUGAGGGCUUCGAUGAAGAAGACUGUAUUGAAGAAUCAGGUCAGAUCUCCGAGAAGAAGAGACGAUUAAGCGUAGACCAAGUGAAGGCCUUGGAGAGGAAUUUUGAGGUCGAGAACAAGCUCGAACCAGAGAGGAAAGUGAAGCUAGCUCAGGAGCUAGGCUUACAACCUCGACAAGUGGCCGUUUGGUUUCAGAAUCGUCGAGCACGGUGGAAGACCAAGCAAUUGGAGAGAGAUUACGGAGUUUUAAAAUCCAAUUACGAAUCUCUGAAGCUCAAUUUCGAUACUCUCCAAAAAGAUAAAGAAUCUCUACUUGCAGAGAUCAAGGAGCUAAAAGAGAAGCUCCAAGAAGACAACACAGAGAGCAAUGUCUCAGCAGCUAAACAAGAGAUCCUGAUUUCGGAAUCUGUCGAUAACAAAGUUACCGAACAACAGAGUCAGAUCUCUGCCGCUGCUGCUGAGCUCGGGGGAUCUGAGACGGCCGAACUGAACCAAGAUUUUUGCAACAAUACUACUUAUGGGUCUUCCGAUAGCGAUUCCAGUGCGAUCUUAAACGAAGACAACAGCUCAAAUGCGGCAAUUUCUUCAUCCGGGGUGUUUCAGCAAUUCAACUGCUCUUCAAGAUCUUCUCCGUCACCCACUUCCCUCAAUUGCUUUCAAUUCUCAGAUUCGAGAUUGAUUUCAUCGACUACCCAGAAAACGUACCAACCCCCGUUCGUGAAGAUGGAAGAACACAAUUUCUUCAGUGCUGAGGAACACUGCAAUUUCUUCUCUGAUGACCAAGCUCCUACCCUCCAAUGGUGCUGCCCUGAUCAGUGGAACUAAAGUAAACCAGAUCAGGAAACAACCCAAAAAAAAAA